Paramecium octaurelia is the source of this 2008-nucleotide messenger RNA. The record is from the annotation of a GenBank genome assembly. NCBI's taxonomy places the organism in Eukaryota, Ciliophora, Oligohymenophorea, Peniculida, Parameciidae.
AAAAUAUUCGUUAAUGAGCUAAUUCACUUUUAUGAAGAAGUAUUUGUAAAAAUAGGCAUCCGAAACUAAAAUGCACUGCGAACCUCUAAUAACCUUGACUAUUGAACUUGAUGAAAAUAAAUAUAGUCAAAUCAACAUAUAUGAAGAUUCCAAUCCGGAUAUACUAGCAUCUAACUUUGUUACAGAUAAUUACUUAAGCAUGGCUUAUGUUGAACCACUCAAAUAGAACAUCAUCUAGCAAAUGUUGAUGUAUGACUAAAUGAAGGUAAAUGCUUCGAUUUAUACAAUAGAAAUAAGAAAAAGACAAAUAGCCUCUUUCUCAAUGGGAAACUGUUAAGAAACAACAAUAAAAUAAAGAAAAUCAGCAAUCAACACCAACUAGGAAUCUGAACACCAAAAGACACACUCCAGAAAAGACCCUGCCAACCAAUUUAAAAUCAGAAAGAAAUCUAUCUAGAAAUAAAAGAUUCCAAACUGAAGAUAUGAACACUCAUGAUAGACUCUACCAAUAGGCCAAAUAAACAAACAAUAUCAAACAAUAGAAAAAAGAGCACGAAUAAACAUCAAAGCAAAAAGACCCAAAUCUCGCAUUCAAACCUAAAACUAAUAACAUCUAAACAAAUAAUAGGAGUAAGAGUCCUCAAUCUAAUUAAAAUUAAUUUUAUCUUCAGCAGCCAACUCAAUAAAAAUAAAUGUAACUAAAAAGUCCCAGACUCAAUUAAUUGUAUUAAAACAAAUCAUUUGAAUUUCUGCUUCCAAAAAAAGAAGUCAAGAUUUCUAUUUUGGAAAAUGAAGAGAGUGUGACUUAGUUACCUAAAACAUAAGAUUCUCCAAAUGUAUCAUUUUCUGAAGAGAGUUAGUUUAAAAACGAUAGUCCUUAUACUUCAGCCUAAGAGGAGAAUUCAUUAUAUUAAGCAACCAAGGAUUCAGAUGAAAGAAUAGUAGCAAAAUUAUUUGCAAUGAUUGAAUCAAACAACGUAGUAGAUGCACGCAAUAUACCAUAUGAAAAGUUCAAUUAUCAAUUAAUAGUUGAGCUUAGAUUGCAUUUUCAAAAGAACGACUUCAAAAUUAUGAAUUGUGAAUAGUUUUGUUAGAGUGUAUUGAGAAAUGCAAAGCUAAUCAAAGUAUUUGUAUGAUAAUUUUCUAGUUUGCUACUGAUUUUUUCAAGUUUGAGAAUGUGCAAUACUAAAAUACUUGUUAUUAUCAUUGAAUGAUAAUAUAUUACUAUUUUAAUAUAAGAUCAAAUGUUUUUGUCUUAAAUCUGUUUUAGAACACCUAAUAGUUAUUAAUUUUAUUUAUUAUUACGCAUGUCUCGUAUCUUCAGCAAAUUAGUAUAAAUAAAAUACUACAUAGUUCUCUAAUUCUUCAGCUUCAUAAAAAGAUUUACCUCAGGGCUUCGCUGAAUAAAUCUUGCAAUAUGACAUCAAUUUUGUGUUGAGUAAUUUUACUAAUUUAGAUGCCUUGAAUCAUUUGGUAUAAUUGUAUAUGGUAAAGUUGUUAUCGAUGUUUGUGUAGAAAGGAGUUGAAUACUAUGAAUCUUAGCAAGAUCGAAAAUAGGAAUAUUUUAAAUACAAGUUGCAUUGGUUAAUGAGUCAUCCGAAUUUAUUACAGGAAAAAUCGAAAAAAGUAGAAAUGCAUUAUCCAACUAUUCAAGAGAAGUUAAUACAAAAAAUAGAGCCAAACGAGAAAAAUCAUGUUCAAUAAUUAAUUACGAACAUCCAACAGGAUAAAUAAAAUCAUUUGAAGUUAUAAAAAGUAUAUUGUAAUAAUUCUAUUUCAGCUAAUUUCGAAUGAGAUAAAUGAUUAACAAUAAAGAAUCAAUUGUAGAUUAAGAUAGAGAUCUACUUCAAAAAAUGAAAGAGAUAUUAAAUAAUAACAACACUAACUUAAUCACAAUCAGCAGUAUCAUAAUUAAAUUCAGAACCUUCAAUAACAGCAAAUUAACGAAGCUAGACCUGAAGAAGAGCAAUCUUAUGUUUAUUCGAAGCAUAUAUCACUCCAUAAAUGA